Ectocarpus siliculosus is the source of this 1267-nucleotide messenger RNA. The record is from the annotation of a GenBank genome assembly. Lineage: Eukaryota; Phaeophyceae; Ectocarpales; Ectocarpaceae.
AUGUCCGACCGGGGCGCCGGCGAGAGGAAGAGGCGUGGAACUUUCGCCAAGGCGCUGUCGAGCAGCAUGUCGGCGGGUGACUUCCUGGGUCGUUUCCGCACCAAGAAAUCGUCGGCGACGCCCGCGGUAUCCCCUGAUGUCAACGAAACGAAAUCGGAGGAGCCUUCGGAGCCGGUCGCGGACACGCCCAGAGCGGCGCCGGAGGAGGCCGUGGAGGAGGAGGCGGUGGAGCUGAAGGAGGAGACGAAGAAGCAGGAAGUGAAGGAGGACGAGGAGGACAAGACUGGGGAAGAGAAGGAGGAGAAGAGGAUGGAAGAGGAGGAGGAGGAGGAGGAGGAGGAGGAGCCCGAGGCGGUGGUGGCGCUGACAAUGUCGCUCACGGGGCUGCUGGAAUGCGGGCGCUCCCUGCGGAUGGAAGGCACCUUCCAGGGCGAUCUCAUCUCCACCGGCCGCGUGGUGGUAGCGCCUACGGGAAAGAUCAAAGGACAUCUCAAGGGCCUCAAGUUCCUUCUCGUGGAGGGACAGGUUGACGGAGACGUCGUGUGCGAGGAGGUGAUGGUGGUAAACGAGGGCAAGGUGUUCGGAGACAUUUCCUCGGCCCGCGUCACUGUUGGGCCUCAGGACACAGCCGUGUCGGGGAAAGACGACGGCCUGGUCGAGGGCGCGAGUGGUGGCGUCACUACUUCUGAUGCCACUGCCACCGCUGCGGGCGAUGCUGAUGCGGCCGCGGGUGAUGAUAAGGAGGCGGAGGCCGGGGCGGAGACGGAAUCGGAGUCGGACGAGGGUCAGGAGGAUGAGGAGUACGCUGAGAAGGAGGACGGCUCGGAAGACGCGGCAGGCGUUGUUGCUAUUGCUACGGCCGACGCCGCCGCCAAGGCGGUGGAAGGGGGCGAGGUGGACACAGCCACGGCUGGCGUUGUCGAGGAGGCCAUGGUCGUCUCGGUGAAGGAGCAACACCCGAAGGACGGCGAGGGGGACGCCUGCACGCUGGUCACUCCGGAGGACUCCAAGGAGGACUACGAAGACGCUAUGGAUGACCUGGCCGGGCUAAGCUUCGCGUAAGCGACAUGAACAGCAAGGUAUCACCGACAUUUUUUUUGUGUGUCCUCUUGCGGGUAUAACCAGCCGUGACUAGUAGUCAGCGCUUCCCGUAGGGGGACGGGUGCGUUGUUUUCGGGCUGGGCGAGAGAGGUCGGAGGGGCUGCGACCGACGUGGUGCUAUAUCUACCGGCUGUGGGUGGUUUGAAGGGUAGGGGCCUUUUGCACU